AUGCUACUUAUCAAAAUCGUUGUUGGUCUGUGCCUUGUUCUCCUGCUGACAGUUUGCGAAUUAAAUGCCGCUGAAAAACAAGAAAGAGAAGCACGAGUUAAACGUGGUGAUCCUCCAAAAAACAGUGCAGCACCAUCGUGGGUUAAGAAUGAUGGGUGGCUCCGUACGAUCAAAUGGAGAGACGACGAUAAUUGUACAUCCUGGACAACGCGGCUCUUUGACACAAAAUAUGGAAAUGGAAAUUAUGCCAAAGGACCAAACAGUGAAUAUAACAAAACACAAAAGGAUUGUGUUCGUGGUGGUUUAGCUAUACAACGUGAAUAA
Rotaria sordida is the source of this 324-nucleotide messenger RNA. The record is from the annotation of a GenBank genome assembly. NCBI's taxonomy places the organism in Eukaryota, Metazoa, Rotifera, Eurotatoria, Philodinida, Philodinidae.